Messenger RNA from Chaetomium globosum CBS 148.51, 2202 nucleotides. RefSeq lists its product as uncharacterized. The record is from RefSeq and is a predicted model, not a curated record. The transcript is spliced from 8 exons. Gene Ontology annotation, molecular function: FAD binding; FMN binding; oxidoreductase activity. Lineage: Eukaryota; Fungi; Ascomycota; Sordariomycetes; Sordariales; Chaetomiaceae. The coding region runs from base 1 to 2202 and encodes 733 amino acids.
AUGGUCCGUCCCCGGGCGCUGUUGGGCGCCGUCCUACUUGCUUGUAAUGUCAACGCCGCUCCGGAUUACACUGAUGUCUGUCAAGAUAUUGCAGGCCAGUUGUCGGAGGCAAUUCAAGUUCUGCGUUACACUACCGCCACUCAACACUGGUUCCGUUCUUCAAACGGGGACGCGGCGUGUGUCGUCGAGGUUGGCUCCGUCGAGGAUAUUUCGCUGGUCCUGGAAAUCGUGGGUGCAUCUAGCACCCCUUUUGCCGUAUACUCGGGCGGACAUUCAUCAAACCCGGGCUUCUCCAGUACGACCGGGGUGCAUAUCACGCUCAAGCGUUUGAACCAAGUUGAUCUAUCCGAGGACAAGACGAUUGUCACGCUUGGGUUUGGCCAGGGGUGGGCCGAUGUAUAUGACGCGCUUGAUGGCACCGGGGUCAGUGUUGUUGGUGGGCGAGUUCCCGGGCCCGGCGUUGGCGGGUUCACCCUGGGGGGGGGAUAUUCCUGGUCUCACUUGCGACACAGUCAAGUCUUUCAACGUGGUGCUUCCGUCACUACCGCCUCGGAUGAUCAAAACCAAGAUCUCUUUUUCGCACUCCGAGGCGGCCUGAAUCGAUACGGAAUUGUCACUUCAGCCGAGUUUUACACUCACCCGCAGCCGGCCCAAGUAUGGGGUGGCCUCCGCGCGUAUCCUUCUAGUCAGAUUCCUGCACUUCUGAACGCAACCCAACGCUUUUUCGAAGAGAGCAAGGACCCAAAAGCGCAAAUCAUCACGACUCUUGAUGGUGGCGGCCUAGGGGUAACUUCCUUGACGCUGUUUUUCUAUGACGGACCAGAGAAGCCAGAAAUCUUCGACAUGUUUGAUGGGCUACUGACCACUCUCGACAACACGGGCAAGAAGUCGUACAAAAAUCUUGUAAACAGUUUCCCAGCCGAAAUUGUCUUGAACGCACGGGGCACGUUCGGUAGCUUCUCCACGACGAGACUUACCAACCGGUUUAUUGAAGCCGUCAAGCAGGAAGUGGAGGACAUCGGGAAGACCUCUGCUUUGCAUGGCGGUACGAUGGUCAGUUAUGAGAUCGAACCGUUUAUAGACUACGGCAAGCAUGCAAAGCCAGGUGCAUUCCCGCACGCCGAUUCUCUCCUUCCGCUCAACCUAUAUUUUGCCUGGGCGAAACAAAGCGAUGAUGAGUGGUGGUAUGCCACAGCACGCCAAUCGCUGGCAAGACUAAAGGAGGUUGCCAAGGAGGAGGGAAUCUAUGAAGAUACAUUCCUAGACUAUUCGAAUUAUGUGUUCGCCGACACGCCGGCGGAGAAGCUGUAUGGGGUAGAGAACACUGCGCGGCUCCGACAGAUCAGGGACCAGAUAGACCCCGACCGGAUCAUGGAUUUGGCGGGAGGAACAAUGUUCUACCAACCCGGCAAAACCCCCCACAACCUCCCCUACGACCCCUUCAAAGCCUGCGUAAUCCCGCGCCCCAUCGGCUGGAUCUCCACCACCUCCCCCCUCCCCGCCGCAACGGCCCAACACCCCAACCCGCAACCCACCCACAACCUGGCCCCCUACAGCCAGUUCGCCCCCCUCACCUUCGACCCCCCCUACGUGCUCUUCUCGGCCAACCAGGCGAGCCACUCCGGCGCCGGCGCCCGCAAGGAUACGGUGCGCAACGUGGAGGCGACGGGCAAGUUCGCGUGGAGCUUGGCAACGUAUGCGUUGCGAGAGGCGGUCAAUGUCACGGCGAAGCCGGUGGGGUAUGGGGUGGAUGAGUUUGGGGUGGCCGGGUUGGAGAAGGAGUUUAGUACCGUGCUGCCGGGGGAUGGGGGGGAUGAUGAGGGUGGGGAGGGGGGUAAUGCGGGUAGGGGGAAGGGGAAUCCGGUACCGAUGGUGAAGGCGAGUCCGGUCAAGUUUGAGUGCGUGUAUCAUUCGACAGUGAGGUUGCCCGGGUAUGGGCCGGUGGGGAGCGUGGAUUUGGUGAUUGGGAGGGUGGUGGGGGUGCAUAUUGCGGAGUGGGCUUUGGAUGGGGAGGGGAGAUUGGAUGUGAGGAAGACGAGACCGAUUGCGAGGUGUGGGUACUUUGAGUAUGCGGUUGUUGGAGGGGAAGGGACGAUAUUUGAGAUGGUGAUUCCUGGGGCUGAUGAGGUGAUGCUGGCCGCGCUUCAAGGGGAUAAGAAAGGGGUGGAUGAGGGGUUAAAGAAGGUGAAGGCGAAGCUAUAG